Messenger RNA from Lagopus leucura (white-tailed ptarmigan), 1160 nucleotides. It is a transcript of the gene PDF, whose product is annotated as peptide deformylase, mitochondrial. Gene Ontology annotation, molecular function: peptide deformylase activity. NCBI's taxonomy places the organism in Eukaryota, Metazoa, Chordata, Aves, Galliformes, Phasianidae. Gene Ontology annotation, biological process: N-terminal protein amino acid modification; peptidyl-methionine modification. The transcript is spliced from 2 exons. Gene Ontology annotation, cellular component: mitochondrion. Bases 1 to 699 code for a protein of 232 amino acids. The record is from RefSeq and is a predicted model, not a curated record.
AUGGCGGCGGUGCUGUGCCGGUGGCUGCUGCCGGGCCGGGCUCCGGGUCAGGCCCGCGGCUGCGGGGCCGAGGCGGGGUCGGGCUGGGCCGCGGUGCGGGAGCGCUCCUACUGGCAGGCGCUGCGGCGGCGGCUGCGGGGCCCUUCCAAGCCGCCGUUCUCCGCGCCGUGCCAGGUGGGCACUCCGGUGCUGCGCGCCGCCGCCGCCGCCGUCGCCCCUGAGCGGUUGGGCGGCCCCGAGCUGCGGGCGCUGGCGGCGGCGCUGGCGGCCGGGCUGCGGGGCGAGCCGUGCCUGGGGCUGAGCGCCCCGCAGCUCGGUGUGCCCCUGCGCGUCUUCGCCGCCGCGCUGCCCCCAGAGCGCUGCCGGCAGUACCCCACCGCGCUCCGCCGCGCGCACCGCAUCGAGCCCUUCCCGCUGCGGCUUCUCGUGAACCCCGCGCUGCGCGUUCUGGACGCCCGCCUCGUCACCGCGCCCGAGGGCUGCGCCAGCAUCCGCGGCUUCUCCGCCUGCGUCCCGCGGCACUGGGCCGUGCACGUCUCCGGCGUAGAUGAGAACGGGGACCCGGUGAGCUGGGAGGCGACGGGCUGGGCUGCCCGCAUCGUGCAGCACGAGAUGGACCAUCUGGACGGCGUGCUCUUCAUCGACCGCAUGGACAGCCGCACCUUCGCCAACACCGCCUGGAGCCAGCUCCUCGACUGAGACGGAGCCCCGACAGCGGUACGGCACUCUGGGAUGUGGCCGCGGCCCCCACCUGCCCCUUGGAGCCGGCCUCGGAGGUUCCUUUCUCGGUCUAGGAAAAGGGGCUGUGCAGGAGGGGACCAGUCUCUCUCCUGCAGCACCUGGUCCACGGGAGGGGAAGGGGCUGGGAGCUGUGGGCUGUGGACCUGGAGAGAAACGAGGAGGGACUCGGCUCCAAGCGGCCAUUAUAGAACGUGCUCCUUGUGUGGCAGGCAAAGGACCGUGGGAAUGGGGAGGAGAGGGUAUCCCCAAGGCUGGGUCCCUUUAUGGCCCCAAAGCCUUGCUGUGGGGCAGCUGUGCCUCAGGGAGGGGCUAGGCACUGGCGGAAGCUUUCAGAUUGUUUUUAUUUUCAUAUAAACAAGACAGAACCCAAAGCAGCAUUAAUUUAAAAAAUAAAAAAAGAGCAGGAAGAAGAGUGAGGA